Molecule: messenger RNA, 1476 nt
Organism: Panicum virgatum (switchgrass)
Lineage: Eukaryota; Viridiplantae; Streptophyta; Magnoliopsida; Poales; Poaceae
Product: aspartyl protease AED1-like
Exons: 2
Coding region: 1-1476 (491 amino acids)
Biological process (GO): proteolysis
Molecular function (GO): aspartic-type endopeptidase activity
Source: RefSeq, a predicted model, not a curated record
AUGGCUUCAGCCAUGCCUCUGCCCCUUAUGCUCCUGUGCCUUCUCGUCACUCUCACCCAUGGGUCAAGGCUCGUCCUUCUCCGUUCGACCGACGACUCCGGUGCCUCGCCGUCGUCGGAUGCCUGCCCGUCCACAGCUUCAGGACACGGCAAUGGCAACAAGCUGCCGUUGGUGCACCGGCUGAGCCCGUGCUCUCCUCUCGGCGGCCGUGGGGCCCGAAAGCAUGGCAAGGCGUCGCUGGAUGAGAUCCUGCACCGGGACGGCGUCCGCCUGCGCUACCUCUCGGGGAUCCAGGCUGCAGCGGCCGCUGCUCCUGCCCCAGCCCCUGCCCCCUCCGCUAUGCCGGCGUCAGGGCUUUCCGUCCCCGCCACGCAGAACGUCAUCAGCAGCCUCCCCGGAGUGUUCGACUACACGGUGCUCGCCGGCUACGGCACUCCGGCGCAGCAGCUCCCCAUGUACUUCGACGUCAGCGGCAUGUCCAAUCUCCGGUGCAAGCCGUGCAUCUUGGGGUCCUCCGGGGCCGCGCCGUGCGACCGGGCCUUCGACCCCUCCCUGUCCUCGUCGUUCAGCGCCCUGCCAUGCGGGUCGCCGGACUGCAGGCAGACGACGUGCUCGUCCGGGUCAUUGUGCACCUUCACGUUCCAGAACUCGACCUUCGUCUUCGGCAACGGCACCGUCGUGACGGACACGCUCACGAUCUCGCCCUCGGCCAAGUUCGAGGACUUCUCCGCCGGGUGCAUGCAGCUCGACAACAUGUACUUCAGCGACGGUCCGGGCGUCGGGAACAUCGACCUCAGCCGGAGCCGCCACUCGCUGGCGACCCGCGUGCUGCUCUCAUCGCCGCCCGGUACGGCCGCGUUCUCCAUCUGCCUCCCGGCGGACACGGACACGCACGGCUUCCUCAACAUCGCCCCCGCACUGUGGGAAUACUCCGGCCUCGCCGGCGUCAAGUACGCGCCGCUGGUGACCAACGAGAGGGGGCCGAACUUCUACUACGUCGACCUCGUCGCCAUCGCCAUCAACGGCAAGGACCUCCCGUUGCCGCCGGCCAUGUUCAGGGGCAACGGGACGAUGAUUGACACGCAAUCGGCCUUCACCUACCUGAACCCGCCGAUCUACGCGGCGCUCCGCGACGAGUUCCGGAGGGCGAUGGCCAAGUACCAGCCCGCGCCGGCGUUCAGCGACCUCGACACGUGCUACAACUUCACGGGGCUCCAGCAAAUCGAGCUCCCGGACAUCACGCUCAGGUUCGGGAACGGGGAGACCAUGGACCUCGACGACCGACAGUUCAUGUACUUCUUCCGCGAGCACCUCGACGAGGACUUCCCGUUCGGAUGCCUGGCAUUCGCCGCGUCCCCCGACAACGAUUUCCCCUGGAACUUGCUGGGGUCUCAGCUGCAGCGGACGAAGGAGAUCGUCUACGACGUGCGGGGUGGCAUGGUUGCCUUCGUCCCCAGCCGCUGCGGGCUGCGUUGA